CUGGCAACCAGAAGAGGCUUUACCAAACAUACAGGCGAGCAUUCGAGCUAGCUGCUAACCGCUAGCUGCCUUCGUUUUCUGGAGAGAUUCAACCGUCCAGAUAACCACCAUGUCCUCAAGAACCCUGCCGCUGCUGUUCAUCAACCUCGGCGGAGAAAUGCUGUACAUCCUGGACCAGCGGCUCCGAGCUCAGAACAUCCCUGCUGACAAAGCUAAGAAAGUUAUGAAUGACAUCAUCACCACCAUGUUCAACAAAAAGUUCCUAGAAGAGCUUUUCAAGCCACAGGAGCUUUACUCCAAGAAGGCCCUGCGGACGGUGUUCGACAGGCUCGCCCACGCCUCAAUAAUGAGACUCAAUCAAGCCAGCAUGGACAAGCUCUAUGACUUGAUGACCAUGGCUUUCAAGUACCAGGUGCUUCUCUGUCCCCGACCUAAGGACAUCCUUCUCGUGUCCUUCAACCACAUGGAUGCAAUCAAAGACUUUGUGAAAGACACUCCCAGCAUUCUCAGCCAAGUUGAUGAGACAUACCGACAGCUCAUAGAGAUGUAUACAACCUUGUCUAGUGGAGAAUUCCAGCUGAUCAGACAAACUCUCCUUAUCUUCUUCCAAGACAUGCACAUUAGGGUGUCUAUUUUCCUAAAGGAUAAAGUGCAGAACUCCAAUGGCCGCUUUGUACUUCCCACCAGUGGUCCUGUGCCUUAUGGAACACAAGUCCCAGGCUUGAUAAGGAUGUUUAGCUGCAACGGUGAAGAGGUGACCAGGCGGAAGUUCGGUAACGGAGGAAACUACACCUCUGCUCUCCGGGAGGGAUCUUUUGAGAUAUUUGGAGAAAGGGUCACCAAACUAGGCACGAAUAUGUACAGUGUAAGCCGUCCAGUGGAAACCCACAUGUCAGGAACAUCUAAAAAUUCUGCUCAGCACACUAAGGUCAACGUUGCUCCCAAUCCGUUGGCCAAAGAGGAGCUGAACCUGUUGGCCAGGUUAAUGGGAGGGUUAGAAGUUCAGAAGACAGGAAAUGCUGACAGCGGCUUCCGAGUCAACCUCUUCGCCACCGAUGAAGAAGAAGAAGAGGCAUUAAUAUCAAGACCAGAUGACCUUUCAUAUGGAGUCAUAAACAUCCAAGCAACGAAGAACCAGCAGGCCAAUGCAGAGCUGGCCAAGAUCAUGGGAGAGUUCACAGAGUCUGGAGAUCAAUCACCCAGUUCCAGCAGCAAAGGGGAUGACCUCCUGGCCAUGAUGGACGGGCUGUGACAUGGACAGCCUGACAGAAAUGCCCACAGGGAGUGGGGCACAAUGCAUCGUCAACAGUACGUUCCACUGAAGACCAGUCUGCUGUCCGUACCUGCAUAUACACUGCAGAAACCUCACAUGCACUUAGAAAUCCUUCUUUCUUUGGGUGCUUUUUAAAAUGCAGAUGUGAGCCGGUGUUUCCAUUGAUUGUCAAAUGACCAACUGCAAACUGCAAAUUUGCAUAGUUAGCAGUAAAGAAUGUGGUGAGCCAAGCUUUAAGCUGUAAUACACUUUAAUAGGAUGUUUGCUGGAAACUGAAAAGAGUUCCAGUGCAGU
Messenger RNA from Anoplopoma fimbria (sablefish), 1567 nucleotides. RefSeq names its product organic solute carrier partner 1b (gene oscp1b). The transcript has 10 exons. The record is from RefSeq and is a predicted model, not a curated record. Gene Ontology annotation, biological process: transport. The coding region runs from base 110 to 1252 and encodes 380 amino acids. Gene Ontology annotation, cellular component: plasma membrane; cytoplasm. Lineage: Eukaryota; Metazoa; Chordata; Actinopteri; Perciformes; Anoplopomatidae.